Messenger RNA from Dinoponera quadriceps, 402 nucleotides. Its product is annotated as histone-lysine N-methyltransferase SETMAR-like. Lineage: Eukaryota; Metazoa; Arthropoda; Insecta; Hymenoptera; Formicidae. Bases 1 to 402 code for a protein of 133 amino acids. The record is from RefSeq and is a predicted model, not a curated record. Gene Ontology annotation, molecular function: nucleic acid binding. The transcript is spliced from 2 exons.
AUGGAUGAGACAUGGGUCCACCACUACACGCCAGAAAACAAACAGCAGUCGAAGCAGUGGGUGGAAGCCGGUGGNUUGGAAGCCGGUGGUUCAGCGCAAAAGAAAGCGAAGUCGAUCGCAUCUGCCGGAAAGGUCAUGGCCAGAAAACAGCGGGAUUUGAGGUACGAUUUGCUCGGCCAUCCCCCCUAUUCUCCUGAUUUGGCACCCUCGGACUUCCAUCUCUUCCCAAAUCUGAAGAAAUUUGUUUCUGGAAAGCACUUCGCAUCCAAUGAGGAAGUUGAGAGGGCCGUAGAUGAAUAUUUUAACAGUCUUCCAGAAUCUCACUUCCGGGAAGGAGUACUGAUGUUAGAGAAACGCUGGAUCAAGUGUGUUGAAGUUAAGGGAGAUUAUGUAGAAAAAUAA